This is a messenger RNA of Styela clava, 1515 nucleotides long. The record is from RefSeq and is a predicted model, not a curated record. Lineage: Eukaryota; Metazoa; Chordata; Ascidiacea; Stolidobranchia; Styelidae.
CAUCUGUAGACUAUAGAGAGUUCGCCGCUUAUACUUUAUAAAAUAACUUUUGUGUUGAUAUUCUUGCUAGUCUAAAGUUACAAGUUUUAUUUGUCAAAAGUGUAGAUUUUGAAAGUAUAAAACAUGGAACAUCAUGGACUGAAAACAAGAAUGAAAGAAUCAUUUGACAAGUUUCGACAUUCCAAUCGACUUGCUGUUUUUAUAGUGCAUGCCACAUUGAUGAUAGAUUAUAUACUGUUAACGUGUGUAGUUCCUAUACUUCCGGAGUACCUCUUUCAUGAAAAUACAGACGUACAUUUGCCGAAUGGUGAAAUUGAUUCAACUACUUCUCUAGAUGAUGUACGCCCAACAGAAUCUCACUCAACGCAAACCAGAAUUGAUUUUGGAAACUAUACUAAAACGCUUGGAUGUCGAGAGAGUCGUAGUAAAGAUAUUUUAGAAAAGGAAAAUCUCUUUCUUGGAUUUCUCCUGGCGUCGAAACCUUUCACUGAAGCAAUCGCAAAUGUUGCUGUGGGUCCUCUAACUGAUAGAAUCGGAUAUGACGUUCCGAUGUUUGCAGGAUACAUCAUUUAUAUUUUCUCAUCAAUAACUUUCGCUUUUGGGACGACGUACGCUGUUUUAUUCUUUGCCCGUGCUUUGCAAGGAGUUGGGUCUGCGUUGGCGACAACAUCAGGACUGGCAAUGCUUGCAAGCCGAUUUCCGAAUGAUGAAGAAAGAGGCAAAAUGAUUGGAAUUGCUUUGGGAGGGUUGGCAUUGGGCGUUUUGAUUGGUCCAAGUUUUGGUAGCCUAACCUAUGAAAUGGCAGGAAAAUCCACGCCAUUUCUUGUUCUUGCUGCAGCAUCAUUCUUGAUAGGUUUUCUUCAAUUAUGUUCUCGCCAGUUGCAGAUUCAAAAUGCGACUCAGCAUAAAGCACUAGAUUUGUGUAAUUCAAAAACACUGAAAGAUCCAUAUAUCUUGUUGGCUGCAUCAGCAAUCGUGUUUGGAAACUUAUCAAUUGCUGUUAUAGAAACUGGGCUACCUACUUGGAUGAUGACGACUAUGUGUGCUAAAAAGUGGAUGCUUGGCGUGGCCGCUCUUCCAUCAAGCAUUUCGUAUUUAUUAACAACUACAAUUGUUCCGAGAGUCUUCGGUGUUGAUAAAAGAUGGCUUAUUUGUUUUGUUGGUUAUUUUUUAGCAGCGCUUGGAUCUGUAUUAUAUCCGCAAUCUAAGACGUUUUUCCACUUAUUUGGACCAGCAACUUUAAUCGGAACUUGAGUUGGAAUGGUGGAUGUAACCAUAUUGCCAAUAAUGGGAACUUUAGCCGACAUGAGACACGCGUCAACCUACGGAGUCGUUUAUUCCAUUGCUAAAACUGGUUUUUGUAUGGCAUUUAUCAUAGGUCCCGUUGUAGCUGGCACAGUAAUACGCCUUAUUGGGUUUACUUGGUUAAUGUAUAUUGUUGCAAUAUUGAAUAUCGCAUUUGCUCCUUUUGUAUGUUUACUGCGAAAGCCCUCGCAAUUGGAAGAGGAGCACCAG